GUUCUGAGGCUCCGCCCAGUUCAUUGGCCUCCCUCUAUGUGAGGCAGGCGGGGCUCCUGGCGUCACAGUUGGGGCUCAGCGCGCGCGUCCAUGGAGGCCUUGACCGAUUCCUCUGAGGACCCCGCGGCCUGCCGCUUCUUCCUAGAGGGCCGCUGUCGCUUCGGUGCGCGCUGCCGUCUGCCGCAUCCCGGGGCCCCAGCGCCGUCCCCCAAAGUCUCUCAGACAGACGGCGAGUCCAAGAAGCCGGCUCUGCGUACUGCCGCUGACGUCAUCCAGCGCAUCCGCUGGGACCCGCGCCUGGACCCCGCUGACUUUUCGGUUGGCUACACCGACCGCUUCUUGGGCGUGCAGGAGGAGCCCUUCUGCGCCUUCUGCUGGGACGAGCCGCUGGCAGCGCUGGGACCUGGUGUGUUAGCAGUGCCGCAGCACCGUAUACGCUACUUCCGCUUCCGGGGCCGCCUAGUGUGGGACCGUGACUCGCGUACAGACCUCAUUUUUGGCUCGGGUUCUGUGGCUGGACGGGGACCCACCAUAUUCGAUGCACUGGACGGUGGGGACGAGCACUGGCCAGAGGUCGCACUAGAAACUUCUGACACAAAAAAGACAGGGGUGGCUUCUGAGGGCCAGGCCAUCCCUAGCGAAGGUGGUGGAAACCUUCCUGGAGCUGGGCUUGAUUCGGAGCUGGAGGCACACAAAGAGGGUGAGGCAAUCAAAGAGACCAGAACUGGGCUUGAUUUGGGCCUGGAGACACAUAAAGUGGAUGGGGCAACAAAAGAGACCAUCUUGAAUGGGACAACUGAGUUAGAAACACCAGACCCAAGCAUGGGCUUCCCAGGGGUAAAAGAGAUCAUGAACUCAGCAGAGGUGUCGAGGGCUACACUGCUUCCGUGGUGGCAGGCGCGGGCCACGGAAACUUCAGGACUUUCUGCUGAAGAGAUGGAAAGUGAGUGGGAGCUAGGUGCUUGGCCUGAUGACAGAAGGGCCCCUCGCCAGCCCCGGCCUACACAUUUUGUGGCACUGAUGGUGACAGAGCCUGGGCUUAGGGCUGAAGUGGUCAAGGCCCAAGAGCAUCUGGUCCAGAUUGCCCCUUCCUGUGCUGCGUUUCUGGUACCAGCACCGGCCCUGCACCUGACAAUGGUCUUAUUAAGGCUGACAGGCCCUGGAGAGGAGGCUGCAGCAGCUAGGGCUCUGAGGAAGGCCCUCUUGACACCAGGGCUUCAGGCACCUUCUGAACUACAGUUCCGGGACUUGGUUCUUCUGGGCCAUCAUGUGCUCUGUGCCACACCCUCCCCAACACUGGCAGGCAUGGCCCAAACUCUGAAUCAAAGGCUAGAAGCUGAAGGGUUGAGAGUGGUACAGCCGCCAGGGCAACUACAGCCACACCUAACCCUGGCUAAGGUGCCACGUGGAUCUCAGGUCUGCCUUCCUAAGCCUGGGUUCAUCCUGAACCAGGAGCUAGGGAGGCAGCCCCUAAGGAAACUCUGGCUGUGCCGCAUGGCCAGAGCAGGGCAUAACUACCUGCCCCUCGCUGAGAUUCCCCUUAAGUGAGAAAGGCUCCAGAGUAGAGAAGAAACUUCAGAGAAAAAACAGACCAAGUUCUCUGUCUCUCUCUCUUUAAUUUUGGUUUCAAGCUUCCAAAAUUUACUGUACUCAAUGCUCAAGGAGAAUGAAGGAAGGGGAGGGGGGAGGUAGGGAGGGAAGGCAGGAAGGCAUCUGGAAAAAAAGCAGCCUGACAGUCCAGCUGUUUGCAACCUCAUAGCACAUCCUCCAGUUACAUGGCAGAAGGGGGGGGGAGUGAAAAGAAAAGGGAAAAAGAAAAAUAACUUAAAUAAACACACACACAGAGAAAAGAGAAGGAAACAUGACGUGAGUUGGUGAUCCAUGAAGGCAGAGGGGAAGAAAGGGAGGGUAA
Meriones unguiculatus (Mongolian gerbil) is the source of this 1912-nucleotide messenger RNA. RefSeq names its product leukocyte receptor cluster member 9 (gene Leng9). The record is from RefSeq and is a predicted model, not a curated record. Lineage: Eukaryota; Metazoa; Chordata; Mammalia; Rodentia; Muridae. Gene Ontology annotation, molecular function: metal ion binding. The transcript has a single exon. Bases 91 to 1548 code for a protein of 485 amino acids.